AUGGGCGACUGUCUCAGAGUAUCCGCCCGCGAGAGAGCCACGCAACUAGCAAAUGCCGCCACUGUUUCCAUUGAUCUUGGAUUCGCCGGCGCAAGUAGCCUUGACAACAACGAAACAACCACGGCCGCAGUCUCGGGAUCGUCUUCAAGGGCUGUUUGCAAGUUCAACAACAACAACCGGCCACCUAAGUUCUUCAUGGUUACCCAAGAAGUCACAUUUCCCGAGGGAGCUCAUGUGACUAUCACUGGUGGUGGACCGAACGAUAAUGUCAUUGAAGCAACCGACGCCACUGGAAACAGAGCUAUUUGGCACGUUGUUGGGAGAUAA
Daldinia vernicosa is the source of this 327-nucleotide messenger RNA. RefSeq lists its product as uncharacterized. Bases 1 to 327 code for a protein of 108 amino acids. The record is from RefSeq and is a predicted model, not a curated record. The transcript is spliced from 3 exons. NCBI's taxonomy places the organism in Eukaryota, Fungi, Ascomycota, Sordariomycetes, Xylariales, Hypoxylaceae.